Messenger RNA from Drosophila simulans, 2317 nucleotides. RefSeq lists its product as uncharacterized. Bases 1174 to 1506 code for a protein of 110 amino acids. The record is from RefSeq and is a predicted model, not a curated record. NCBI's taxonomy places the organism in Eukaryota, Metazoa, Arthropoda, Insecta, Diptera, Drosophilidae. The transcript is spliced from 2 exons.
ACACUAAUUCCUUCUUCUUUCAUACAGUGAUUGGUUAGUACGAAUUGAAUUAUCGGUUUUUCUUGUUUUAUUAUGUUACACAAAAUUAAAAAAUUAAAAUAUUUUUUUGAUUUCAUUAAAACGAGCAUUCCUGUAAUUUUGUUAACACCCUCUUUGCUCUUCUUAAAUGCGAAUUCCAACAUACUGUAAUAAUAGCAACCAUGACCUUGACCGAAGCGACAUUAAGAAUCAACGACUACUCCCACGAAGACUACAUACCUAUAGUUGACGGACACGUAACAAUCUGGGACUCGUACACUUACUUGGGACACACGACGAGCUUGACAUCGUUCGAAACUUAGAUCGACGAGACAUGGAAAUUAAAAGACUAAAUACCCAGGUACAGGUACUGAAAACGGACGUACAGCACAUAGGCACCUUAAUAACUUCCCUGACCGUUCAUCACCGACAAGCACCUAACUUUAGGUAGUGCCCUUAAGGCAAUCGCAGGAACCCCAGAUUUUGAUGACUGGGAACAAAUAAAAUUCAAACAAAAUCAGUUUAUAGAAUCCAAAAACAAGCAGAUAGAGAUCAACACUAAAUUCCAAGCAAGACUCAAUGACGUUUCAAGGGCCCUCAAUGCAAUUUUGAAACCAGAUGCAGAGGUCGAACAUUUUUAUGCAACUAUUUUGGCAAAGAAUAGAAUGAUAAUUACAAACCUUGAGGACUUAAUCCUCACUGUUACACUUGCUAAAAUAAAUUUAAUCAGCCCCCUUAUACUAGACAGCAUCGACAUUAAAGAAUUAUUAAAUGAACAACUCACCAAUACUAGUAUAACCGACCUUUUAGAGGUCUCCCAUAUAAAAGCUUUUCAAAAUUCUGAAUUAUUGUACUUUCUGAUCAAAUACCCCAAAUCUCUGUUAAGCUGUAAAAAUAGAUAUCCUUCCUGUCCAGCAUAAUAACAUAAUAUUAGAUCUAGAAGAGGCUAAUACGGUGGCCGACUGCGUUACAAAGACCUUCACUGUACGUGACUGCGCUGCUACUGUGAGCACCACUUUCUUCAGAGGACUACAAAAUACUUCAUGCGCGCAAAAACUGGUAUCUGGAACUGUAGCACACUGUGCCACACGCCCCGCUCACCUGGCGCCCGUGAUAGUAAUCGGAGAGGGCAUCGCAGUAAUAAACAACGCGACCAUGAAUGUAGUGGACAGCACUAGACACAAACAGAUAAUCGCGGGAACUUUCCUCGCGACUUACGAUGAUUACGUCUCACUAAAUGGCACCCGUUACGUGAACCACCGGGGCAUCCUGAAGAAGAAACCUGCUGUAUCCACGUCAGCCGUGGUCAACAUCACCCUUUUCAGGGACCAUCUGAGCCUCCAAUUUCUACAUGACCUAACCAUGAAGAAUCUCCGAAAUAUCGGGGAUCUUAGAACAGGAUUAUCUUCACGAUCAUAUGGCGGCUUGCACUCAUCGCCCUAUUCCUACUCCUCCUGGGCACCUGGAAAUUGUACCAGUGCAGAAUGAGAAAGAAGAAACCCGAAGACGCGUUUCAAACUAGUAGGGGAGGAGUUAACACGACGGAGCUUGCCCUAAGUUUCAGUUUAAAUUUUGUUCUCCAAUUGUAACGUACAAUAAUUAAAAACAAAUAAAGACACUUUACUAAAAUAACCAGUAUUAUUCUAAUUUAUAUGCAACAACCACAAGGAUAUAGUGUCGACCUGCAGAAACGCCUUUAGAUACAGGAUACCAAGUGGCAUGUGAUGGGCAAUGUAUAAAGGUUGACGAGACGGUCAGAUCUGUCAGUUAUUGGAUAGCUGAUGUGGUUGGCAUUGACGACUAGACCCGAUAUUUUGCACUCGGUGCAAAAUUGGCACAGCGGAACAAGGAUCCGCAUAGCGAGCACAUGGCUGGUGGUCCGAUAUUAUGGAAAUCGGAAAAAGAGAACAGCGUAUCGUUCAUCAGUACCGAGGCAGAGUAUGGCAUUGUCAAUGGCGUGUAAAGAGGCAAUUGCUAUAAAACGGCUCAUAAUUGAACAUGAAGGUUUUGUAAAAUUGUUAAAAAUGAACUAACAAUUGUAGGAUGCUCGCAUUGAGGGAGGGUGCUAAAAAUCAACCCUAGUUCGAUAUGUCGUUAAAUUGCGACUCUGGUAUGAACUGCAAUGCAAGCAUCUUAUAAAUACAUAUAUUUAAGUCUGUAAGUCUGUACAGUAGUAUAAAUAGAAAUGUAAGAAGACAAAAAGACAUCAGUCGCAAAUGAACUUUCAUAGUGCUCAAAUGUACAUAAUCAACAACUAUUCAAGACAGAUAUCCAAUACCACACAUGGACAAAAUCCUUG